This is a messenger RNA of Eupeodes corollae, 2184 nucleotides long. Its product is annotated as proton-coupled amino acid transporter 1. The record is from RefSeq and is a predicted model, not a curated record. Gene Ontology annotation, biological process: amino acid transmembrane transport. Bases 556 to 1881 code for a protein of 441 amino acids. Gene Ontology annotation, molecular function: amino acid transmembrane transporter activity. Lineage: Eukaryota; Metazoa; Arthropoda; Insecta; Diptera; Syrphidae. The transcript has 6 exons. Gene Ontology annotation, cellular component: vacuolar membrane.
CUAAGAAAAGAACUUCAAGAACUGUGCGGUCGGUCGUUGGUUUGGUUGGGGCGACACGAUAGUCAAGUAAAGCCUCUGCGAAUCAAUAUCGAAAUCAUUCAGUCUUAAAGGUGUCGUCAGCCGGUAAAGACACACAUGUGACAAGUUUUUUCAAUUAAAAAAGAAAGAAAUACUCUGGCCCGAGAGUCGUGUACUGUGCGCCUAUAACUAAGAAUAGUAUUUAUCGUAUCGUAAUAGAAUUAAUAUUUAAACAAAAAAAAAGAAACAAACACAAACAAAGUAUAAAUACCACCGUUGUCGUACUAUUUAUUUUUUCUGUGAAAAAAAUUGUGUGAAUACAAAAAAAGCAAACAAAAAAUAUAAAUAAAAGAAGAUAUAGAUAAAAUAUAAAAAUAAUUCAUGGGAAUUAUAUAGUUUUCAUUGAGGAGCUACUAAAGCAAAAAAUUGCAAGAUAAAAAAAACGUAACAAAAUUGCUAAACCAGUUCCUGAAUCAUCAAGUGGAUUACUCGACUCGUCACAGUUAGGCCUGAUAAAACGUAUUCAAAAUCAGCAAAAUGCAGGACCUACACAUGACAGAAAAAAACAGUGAAGAUUCCAAAAAAUUGGAAAAUUCAUCGCCACCUGAUAAAAACGAAGAACAUCCUACCUCAUAUAUGGAAACAAUUGUUCACCUGUUUAAAGGAAACAUCGGCCCAGGGCUAUUUGCAAUGGGCGACGCCUUCAAAAAUGGUGGUCUAAUAGUUUCACCUGUACUCACCAUUGUGAUAGCGUUGAUCUCAGUUCACUGCCAGCACAUACUCUUAAAUUGCUCAAAAAGAGUUAAAGUUCUUAGUCAAUCGGAGCAAUGUCCUGAUUAUGCGGAAACAGUUGGUCAAUGUUUUGAAAUAGGACCACCGAAAUUAAGAAGUUGGGCAACACAUAUGCGGACAAUUGUUAAUAUAUUCAUUUGUGUAACUCAGCUGGGAUUUUGUUGCAUUUAUUUUGUUUUUAUAAGCACAAAUCUUGAACAGAUUUUAAAACACCAUGGAUAUCACUGGAAUGUACACCUUAUUAUGCUGAUAGCAUUUAUACCCAUUCUAUUGACUUGCUUGAUUACAAAUUUGAAGUACCUUACUCCAGUGUCAUUGUUAGCAAAUCUUAGUAUGGUAAGUGGAUUGGUCUUGACGAUGUAUUUUGCAUUUAAAGGAGGUCUUCCGGCGCCCAGUGAACGCCAUUACCUAACGAAUGCUCCUCAACUAGCGCUGUUUUUUGGCACAGCCAUAUUUGCUUUCGAAGGUAUUGCACUAGUGUUGCCACUUAAGAACGCUAUGAAAAGACCGAAUAAUUUUGAUCGCCGAUUGGGUGUGCUGAAUGUUGGAAUGACAUUCGUAGCAUUUGCAUUCAUAUUUGCUGGAUUCUUUGGUUAUUUGAAAUGGGGCGAUGAUGUUGGCGGAAGUUUGACUCUUAAUUUGGGAAGUAGUUGGCUUGCACAAGUAGUCCAGUUGAUUGUAUCAUUGGGAGUUCUUCUUGGAUAUCCAUUGCAGUUCUUUGUAGCUAUUCAAAUAAUGUUUCCAGCUGUCCAGCAAAUGUUUAAACUUAAUCAAAACUCAAUUGUUGGCGAGCUUGUUUUUAGAACUGCUAUGGUCGUUAUUACGUUGGCCAUUGCUGAACUAGUCCCAAAGCUGAGUCUAUUCAUAUCGUUAAUUGGAGCACUUUGUUCAACAGCCUUGGCGCUGGUGUUCCCACCUUUAAUCGAAUUAAUCGUCCGGACCGAGAAUUCGAAAGGGCCUGGUGUGCAAAUUUUUGCAAAAAAUAUUUUUAUUCUCAUAUUAGCACUGCUGGGAUUCUCAACGGGAACCUAUGAAAGCAUAUCGGCGAUUAUAAAAGAGUUUCAAUUAUAGUUUUAAGUACAUAUUUACACACAUACAACAAUCACUAUUGAAUCAUAAGUUACAGCAUAACAUCUUAAUUUUUUCUUAGAUUUUAAACAAACAAAAAAACAAAAAACAAAGAUUAUUUGUACCUUACAAUUUAUACACUUGAUAAGUGCCUUUUAAAACAAGAGUGGUAUUUUACAUUGUAAUUUUAGCUAUAACUUUUAGAUAUUAAGAAGAGAAAGAAACUAAAACCAAUGUUUAUAUAUGUUGAUUUAUAUGAUAAGUCUAUUUUAUAAGACAACAAUUAAAUGCUUACACUUGAAUGGA